AAAUAAACGUAUAAGUUAAAAAAUAACAUACGUAUUGAUGUACACAAUAUUUAUUUCGCCUCGAUAUUUUGUUAAGUAAUUAUUACUAAUGUUAUAAUAUAUCAGUUAUUAAUAAUUGUUUUAGUAUGAUGAUAUGUGUUUGAUUAAAUGAUAACAAUUUUGUUUUGUGUUUGUAUAUGAGUUCGUGCCCAUAAUGUCUCAAGAAAAAUUAUUGGAGAAACCUCUACAACAAUUCGUUGUGCAAGCUCAAAAAGUUAAAGGCGACGAGCUUAUCGAAGUCAUCAAACAGGCCUUAGAUUGUGUCGAUACAUUUGUGUUUGCUGAGCUCUUAGAUUGUCCAAAUGUUGUUGAGCUAGAAAAUACUUCUUAUGCUCCUUACCUGCAUGUGUUGCGCAUAUUUUCUCAUGGUACAUAUUUAGAUUAUUUGAAUGAUAAGGAGUCAUUACCAGAACUUAGUACAUCACAAAUUAAAAAACUCAAGUACUUAACAAUUGUUACAUUAGCAAAUAAAAUGAAACGAAUACCUUACGAUGUACUUUUGAAAGAAUUGAACGUUAAUAACGUUAGAGAUCUUGAAGACCUAAUUAUAGAAGCUAUUUAUUCUGAUGUAGUAGCAGGUGAACUAGACCAACAAAGUGGUUAUCUCGAAGUAGAUUGGACAGUUGGGAGAGACGUAGCACCCAAUGAUAUAGAUACUAUGAUAGAUACUUUACAACAGUGGUGUGAUUCAUGUGAAAGUGUAUUAUCCACAGUACAAGCUCGGAUCAUUGACGCCAAUAGAACGAAACAGGAUGUUUUGAAGCACAGAGCUUCAAUAGAAAAUGAAUUGUCAAAUGUAAAAAAAGCAAUAAGAGCACAAAUACAGGAUGAAGAAAUGUCAGUUGACACAAGUGGUCCGCCUAAAAAAUCUGGCAAAGGAACAAGGUCAAGUGGAAAUAAAUUUUGGAAUAAGUAAAUAAAGUAUAAAUUAAUUUUUUUAAUUAUAAAUUAUAUCUAUAUUUUUGUGUACAAUGAUAUGUAUAAAGUAACUAAUAAACCUAUAUUUAUUAACUA
Molecule: messenger RNA, 1053 nt
Organism: Adelges cooleyi (spruce gall adelgid)
Lineage: Eukaryota; Metazoa; Arthropoda; Insecta; Hemiptera; Adelgidae
Gene: CSN7
Product: COP9 signalosome complex subunit 7b
Exons: 1
Coding region: 194-955 (253 amino acids)
Biological process (GO): COP9 signalosome assembly
Cellular component (GO): COP9 signalosome
Source: RefSeq, a predicted model, not a curated record